Ogataea philodendri is the source of this 2754-nucleotide messenger RNA. RefSeq lists its product as uncharacterized. Gene Ontology annotation, cellular component: proteasome regulatory particle, base subcomplex; nucleus; proteasome storage granule. Gene Ontology annotation, biological process: regulation of protein catabolic process; proteasome-mediated ubiquitin-dependent protein catabolic process. The record is from RefSeq and is a predicted model, not a curated record. NCBI's taxonomy places the organism in Eukaryota, Fungi, Ascomycota, Pichiomycetes, Pichiales, Pichiaceae. The transcript has a single exon. Bases 1 to 2754 code for a protein of 917 amino acids. Gene Ontology annotation, molecular function: enzyme regulator activity.
AUGGCACCUGCUAAAGAACAAGAAUCCAAAAGAACGUCUACCGAGACUUCGAAGGAGCCUGUCAAGGACGAAUCGAAGCCCAAGGUGGACGACAAGACCGUGGAGGAGGAAUUAAACGAAGAGGAUCUCCAGCUCAAGUCGGAGCUGGAGAUGCUUGUUGAUAGACUGACUGAGCCGAAAAAGGAGCUGUAUUCGUCGGCAUUGGAGAGUCUGAAACGGUUCAUUAGAGAAUCCACGUCGUCGAUGACCGCAGUGCCAAAACCUUUAAAGUUCUUAAGACCUCAUUAUUCUACAUUGACAGAGACCCACGAGAAAUGGACAGAUACCAAGCUCAAGUCGCAAUUGGCAGACAUCUUGUCUGUUUUGGGAAUGACCUUCAGCGAAAAGGAUGGUGAAUCCUAUAGCAGAGAGUGUUUGAAAUACAGAUUGUUGAGCAACAUCGACUCGACAUUAGGAGAAUGGGGCCACGAGUACCUCAGACACUUAUCAUUGGAGAUCGGCGAAGAGUACCAGGAUAACCUCGAGUCCGGUGUUAAUAGAGAAGAAACAAACACACAGCAAUUGAUCAAAUUGAGUUUGGAAAUCGUGCCUUAUUUCCUCAAACACAACGCAGAGGCAGAGGCCGUGGACCUGUUGUUAGAAAUCGAGGAGAUUGAGAAGUUGCCGCAAUUCGUCGACAAAAACACAUACAACAGAGUCUGUUUGUACAUGGUUUCGUGCGUUCCAUUGUUGGCUCCUCCAGAUGAUCUCGCCUUCCUAAACACAGCCUACAGUAUCUAUUUGGCCAACGACAAACUCCCACAGGCAUUGAGCUUGGCAAUUAGACUGGGCGACGAAUCUUUGAUCAAGUCUGUUUUCGAGGCCACCAGCGACGAGUUAGUGCAAAAACAAUUGGCUUUCAUGCUUGCUAGACAAAACUCCUGUUUCAAGAUCGACAACGAGGCCGUUCAAGAGUGUAUUUCCAACGUCAAGUUGAGCGAGUACUACAAAUACCUUGUUAGUGAGCUCAACUUGUUGAAGCCGAAGGUUCCUGAUGACAUUUACAAGACUCACCUUGAGAACUCCACAUUUGGCCACACUUCUAGAUUGGAGAGUGCCAAACAAAACUUGGCCGCAGCUUUCGUUAGUGCAUUUGCCAACGCCGGUUACGGAACAGAGAAGCUGAUCAGCGACGAGAAGUGGAUAUACAGAACCAAGGGAGAAGGAAUGCUUUUGACCACCGCAUCUUUGGGUUUGAUCAACCUCUGGGACGCAAACGAGGGUCUUCAAACUUUGGACAAGUACUUGUAUUCCGAACAAAGCGAGGUCAGAGCCGGUGCUCUUUUGGGAAUGGGUAUUUCUACCACCAGUGUCCACGACGAGGUUGACCCUACUUUGUUGUUGCUCCAGGAUUACAUCAGCAGCGAUUCUAACAUAGACUCCAAGAUGAUUGUUUCUGCCAUUACCGGUAUUGGAAUUGCAUUUGCUGGAAGCGAAAACGAGGAGGUGAUGAACCUACUGUUGCCGCUUGUGUCUGAGCCUUCCGUUUCCAUCGAGAUCCAAGCUCUUUCUGCCUUGGCCUUGGGUCACGUUUUCGUUGGAACUUGCAACGGUGACAUUACAUCCACUAUUUUGCAAACACUGUUGGAGAAGGAGACUUCGGAGCUCACUUCGAAAUGGAUCAGAUUCAUGUCUCUUGGACUGGGACUUCUGUACAUGGGCAAAUACGACCAAGUUGACGAUGUUCUCGAGACCAUUGAUGCCAUUGACCAUCCUAUUUCCAAGACCUUGAGAGUGUUGGUGAACAUUUGCUCUUAUGCUGGAACAGGUAACGUUUUGCAGAUCCAAUCGUUGAUGCAACUGUGCACGGUGAAACCAAAGGAGGACGAGGACGAGGAAGACGAUGAGGACGAGAAGAAGGACGAGGACAGAGAAAAGACCGAAGAUACCAAGGAAGAGGCAGACACCCAGGAGGACGAGUCGUACCAGGGCUACGCUGUUUUGGGACUUGCGUUGAUUUCGAUGGGCGAGGAAAUUGGACAGGAAAUGUCGUUGCGCCAUUUUGGACAUUUAAUGCAUUACGGUACGCCGUUGAUUAAGAGAGCUGUUCCUUUGGCCAUGGGACUUGUUUCGUCCUCGAAUGCACAGAUGAAGGUGUUCGACACUCUGUCGAGAUACUCGCACGACCAGGAUCUGGACGUGGCAUACAAUUCUAUAUUUGGUAUGGGAUUAGUUGGUGCUGGAACCAACAAUGCCAGACUUGCGCAGCUUUUGAGACAAUUGGCCUCUUAUUACGUGAAUGACCAGAAUGCCUUGUUUAUGACGAGAAUUUCGCAGGGUCUUGUGCAUCUGGGUAAAGGUACUUUGACUCUGUCUCCAUUCAACACCGAAAGACAGAUUCUUUCCAAGGUUUCUCUUGCGUCUUUGUUAACGGUGACCAUUGCUCUUUUGGACCCAACCUCGUUCAUUUUGGACCAGAACUCGAGCUUGCUGUUCUACCUGACUCCUGCCAUCAAGCCACGCAUGCUUGUGACUGUGGACGAGGAGCUGAAACCUUUGAAGGUGAACGUGCGCGUGGGACAGGCCGUGGACGUUGUUGGCCAGGCCGGUAAGCCAAAGACCAUCACCGGAUGGGUGACUCAUUCCACGCCGGUUCUUCUUGGAUUCGGCGAGAGAGCAGAGCUCGAGAACGACGAAUACUUGCCACUGACUGGUUUUCUGGAAGGAGUGGUGAUACUCAAGAAGAAUCCAGACUACAUGGAGGUCGACAACUGA